AUGUCCAAUAAAAGACAUUUAUUUAAACAUCAGCUAAACAUCUCUAGUCAAUCUAUUAUGAGAGGUAGCGAUGUAAAGAAAUUAAAGCAAAAACUAUUAGAUACCUAUAAAAAUAUUUCAACAGAACAACUCGAUGUUGCUGUAAAUAAAAAGAAAGAUGUUGGUUUUGUAAAGCUACCAAAUAAAAUUCAAAUAAUAUCACAAGAAAACAAUCCAAUAUUUUUUGAAUUUUACGAUAAACUAUACCCAACAAUUUAUACAUUUUUUAAAAUUCCAACAUUUUUUACAAUUAUUUAUAUUUACCCAUUGGUUUAUCAGUAUAUUGAAUCAGGCGCAGAUUUAAUGUUUCAAGGUAUUUUAAAUAAGGAUGAUGUACCAAAAAAAGAAGGUCAAUUAGUAUCAGUUUGUUUAAAAGGCAGUAACUACCCAAUUGCAUUUGGUGAGACUAUUCAAAAUAUUACAGAACCAACUGAUGGCAUUACACCAAUAGAAUAUAAAGGAAAAGCUAUAUCAAUUAUACAUUAUCUUAAUGAUAAACUAUGGGAAUAUGGCACUAAAAAACUACCUGAUGAUUUUUCAAUUCCAAAGCAACCAUCUGAAGAUAAUGAAGACGAUGAGGAGGUAGAGGAAGAAGAAAAAGAAAACGAAAAAGAAAUAGAUAGUCCUACCACUACCACCGCCACUACUACCACAACAACUACCACAACUACAUCUACAACUACAACUGACGAACCAAAUAUUGAAGCAUUAAAAAUUAACGAUGAAAACAUUACAAAAGAAGAAAUGGAUGAAAUUUUAUUAACUAGUUUUUUAGGUGCUAUUAAAAAGGGAAUUAGUGAUUCAGAAUUACCAAUUGUUUUAAAAACCGUGUUUUCAAAAUAUAUGAUAUACUAUCAGCCUUUGGGCAAACCUGAAAUUAAUUUAAAGAAAUCAUCAUACAAAAAAGUGUCAGUAUUUAUGAAAGAAAUGGAAAAGAAGGGGCUAAUCGAUUUAAAAGAACCAACACCUGGUAACAUAGUUAUUUCAAGAAUUUUUAGAAAUCAUCCACUUUAUAGUAAAUUUAAAUUGGGUGAAAUUACAGGACCAAACAAUUCAUCAAAGGAAGAGGAUGAAGAAGAAAGUGAUCAAGAAACCGAUGCAUUUGGUACCACUGAAAUUCAAUAUACACCAAUUAAAACCAUUAACGAGGUUUAUAUAUUGCCAAAGCCAUUGAAAGAAUAUUUAAAAGAAAAACAAUUAGCAGAUGCCGAAAGUGGAAGCGAUGAUGAAAAUAACGACAACUGCGAAGAUGAUCAAGAUAAAAAUCAAAAACUUAUUGAAAAAUUAAAUAGAAAAUAUUAUUUAGCACCAGAAAUUCAAAAAGUAUUAUCUAGCUAUAUUAUAGAUUACAAAUUGGAAGAUCCAGUAAAAAGAUCGAAAAUUAAAAUCGAUUCAUUUUUAGCAUCAUUCUUACCACAAUCACUAAAGAGAAAUGAUACUGUUGGCAGUCUAAUGGAGAAAGGUCAAUUCUUUAUGGCAUUCAAAGAAACAUUAAAAAAAUAUUUAGAAAUUAUUCGUACUGAUGGUUCAAUAGAGCACAAAGAAUUUUGCGAAAUCACCAUUCAAGUAAAAAAGAUAUCAAAUAGAUUUGUAAUCCUCGUUACUAAUUUAGAACUAUUCAAUAUUCCUGUUAAAGAAUUGGCCCAAGAAGGUAUGAAAAUAUUUGCCGCAAGUACUUCAAUUGACUAUUUAAAUAAUCAUAAAGCAAUUUUAAAAAUUCAAGGAAAUGAUAUCAAUAGAGUAUCUCAACACAUUCAAAAAAAAUAUAAUAUACCAAAAAAAUAUAUUAUCGAAACCGAAUUUGUAAAAAAUAAAAAAAAAUAG
Molecule: messenger RNA, 1863 nt
Organism: Dictyostelium purpureum
Lineage: Eukaryota; Evosea; Eumycetozoa; Dictyosteliales; Dictyosteliaceae
Exons: 2
Coding region: 1-1863 (620 amino acids)
Biological process (GO): translational initiation; formation of translation preinitiation complex
Molecular function (GO): translation initiation factor activity; RNA binding
Source: RefSeq, a predicted model, not a curated record